Dermacentor andersoni is the source of this 3244-nucleotide messenger RNA. RefSeq lists its product as uncharacterized. Gene Ontology annotation, biological process: regulation of transcription by RNA polymerase II. Gene Ontology annotation, cellular component: nucleus. Gene Ontology annotation, molecular function: DNA-binding transcription factor activity, RNA polymerase II-specific. Lineage: Eukaryota; Metazoa; Arthropoda; Arachnida; Ixodida; Ixodidae. The record is from RefSeq and is a predicted model, not a curated record.
AUAGUAGUGAAGACAAAUGCCGCAGCUUCCGCGGCAUGCCCACCAUGUGUUUCUAUGUCACUGUCAUCUAAGCGCGCCCAUCUGUUUCUGUCCCCUCAAAGUGGACAUGGCUACGUUAUUGCCGCAAACUUGCCGAUAUUAACAAUAUUAUUCAUUACUGAUACGGAAGAAACUGUUUCAAUGUACGUAAUGUACUCACAAGAAGAAAAAAAAAAAUCGCGUUCGGCUUGCUCCGGCGGCCGUCAUUUUUGUGUUGGGAUGUCGCCCUACAUACAGCGGCAGCCGCCUAUUUGCUGACCUGUUGUCAUCCCGCAGCAAACGCGGGAUGAAAAUGUUUUGUUCUUUUUGCAGGAAUUUAAUCCGUGUAAUGAUCGCACCCCUGAAUUUGUGUAAAUUUUUUUACAAAAAAGUGCGAUAAUUAUGCGAGUAAAUACGGUAUUUGUGUUCUAGUUGCUAUAUCACCUUGGCAGUUCACAGCACAAUUUUGAUUUCAGUUCAGUGUUUUUUGGUGUAAUUUAAAAUAUUUUGUGUAGUAUAUCACAAUGUAAGUUAGCAUACUGAAAGGAGUGAGUUAUGCAAGGAAUAUAAUAACCGUUAGCUUUGAGUGUUCCAAUAUUGAGCGCAUUUCUGUUUGUAGCCAUUACUUUGCUUACUAAUGUUUUGUAACAUUGCAGGGUUGAUUGGAGAGCCCAGCCUUGGAUUCCUGCCCACGCUAAAUCAAGAGGUCACCUUUCUCAAGUCUGGUUCUCGGCAGUCUCCUGAGGCAUCACCCAUAUGUGGUGUUCCUUUCUCCGAAGAUUUUUACAUCUGUUUGCAGCAGGAUGAUAAUGACCCAUUGGCUGAAUUGCUCUUCCCUGAUGUGGGUGCUGUCGAAGAGUGCAGUGCAGAUGGUGAUACAGCAGCUUUGAAAGUCUCCGCAGCUCUGUGCCAGGAUGUAGUGGAUUCUCAAGGUGGCAGUCAUUGCGGAGCUCUGGAGGCAACGAUACACUCUACCAACGUCAGUGCUGAAUCGGGCGCUGAACCAUACAGGAAAGUAGCAAGUGUGUUGAAGGAGCGUGUCUACUCGAUUGGGAAGAAGGGCAUCUUGCUAGAGAGGCAAGCAAAGUAUGCAUGUCACCUUUGCCCAUACAUGACGAGGAACAAGAGCAGCAUGAUCGCCCACAGGUUUCAGCACAAAGGCAUCCAAAAGCACAAGUGCAACAUCUGCGAACGCAGCUUCCAGCGGCGCUCAACAUUGCUGUACCACCUGCGCACGCACACGGGAGAGCGUCCAUACUGCUGCAGCAUGUGCCCGCGCGCCUAUUCCUGCAAGUUCUCCCUGACCGUACACGAGCGCAAGCAUACGGUGCCUGCCAAACGUCGUCGUCGAUGGCGCAGAGUGACACCACAGCAGUCUUUUGAGACAUCAGCCAAUUGUCGCUUCGUUUCAUCUGGCAACGUCUAUCUCUACACCAAGCCUGGAAAACAAAAAAUGCCAACCAUAUCAAAAACUGCGCCAGUAGAGUGCACUGCUGACGACGUUACAGGGAAAGCGAAAACCUGUGUACUUGUUGCUGAUUCUGCACACCAGGGCACCGUGAAUAGCUCGGCGAGUGGUGGCGAGUCAACCACAGCUCUGACUGCUUUCGACAAGUACAACAUUGGAGGGGCAGUAGGACCAGAACAAGCUUAUGUUCUAGCCAGCGACUUUUCACCGUUGGAUCUGGCAACUGGUUCGGAGACAAGUGCUGAGUUAACCAAAGGUUUGACCGACUGUGCGGAAUACAACAUAGCUGGCACUAUGGGUGAAAUGCAAACUUAUGUUCUAGUUACUGACGCAGCACCCAAGGGUGGAGUGACAGGUUUAGUGACCGAUGCCGAAUCAAUGACUGCUGCGACUGGCUCUGCUGCUUGGAAUGUAGUCGGCACUAAAGGCGCAGAGCAAGCAUACAUACUAGUAGCUGAAUCAUUGCUUCAGAAAUCUGGUGGUUUAGCUACCAUCCCUGAGCCAACCACGUCUUCGGCUGUUUUUGCCGACUGCAAUGAGGGCAGCGCUACUGGAGCAGAGCAAACCUAUGUACUAGUAACUGAGCCCACGCCUCGCAGUGCAUUGCCUUGCAUCGAAGCAACAGCAAGCUCGCCGACCGUCGGCAAGUCCAACUUACUCGACGCUACGAGUGUAGAGCAAGCCUAUGUCCAUGAAUCUCUGGCCGGUUGUGAAGCAGCUCACUCGGUGAGAAAUGCCGAAUCAGCUGCGUCCUCUACCGCUGGUCCUGACGCAUUAUUCGAUGCUGCGGAAGUAGAAGAAGCGCUUGCAGCAGUUGUUAAGCGCGCGUCUGAACGUUGCAAAGCCGAUCCAGGAACUAGUGGCGAAUCGUCGGGGCCGGCAGAGGCGCUGCCCGCAAACAGUGGCGACCGAGUCACGGUGUCGCGCCUCGAGCCCGUCGACAUGACCGAGGAGCACUCGUACAGUUGCCGGACCGGCAUCUUCGCUGUCAAGCAGCCGGUCUACGUCUGCCCGUUCUGCCCGUUCCAGACACGGCACCGGAGCGCCUUCGGGCCGCACCAGCUGAUGCACACGGGCGAAAAGCCGCACAAGUGCGAGGUGUGCGGCCGCGGCUUCCGGCUGCGCCUCACCCUGCGGACACACAUGCGCACGCAUACGGGCGAACGCCCGUACCACUGCGACGUGUGUGAGCGCAGCUUCUCCCUGAACAGCUCCUAUCGGCUCCACAUGCGCGUGCACACCGGCGAGCGACCGUAUCUCUGCACGACGUGCGACAAGGCGUUCGCGUCGCGCGCUACGCUCAAUCGCCACACGUUGCUACACAGCGGAGAGAAGCCAUUCAAGUGCGACGGCUGCGGCAAGGCGUUUCCCCUUUCGAGCUCGUUGAGGAAUCACAAGUUCCACAAGUGCCGCCCUCAGAUGGCCGACGAGUCACUUUCCAACGGUAGCGAGAACGACCGCCGCGCCGUUGAGGAACCAUUGGUUGAAUGUUCAGACGCUGCCAACGUUGGCGACAGGCCGUUGCUAGACCAUACCCAAAGCUCGGAAGGUUCAAGCAGGGAUCACGGGAUUAUGUAACAAUCUUCGAGCGAAUUUCGAAGAGUAGCAUGCACGCAGACUGGUUCGAAGCAAGCGUUUUAACACAUAUACUGGCAAGUGUCUACAGAUUGAUUCACCAUGUGUUUAAUCUGAUGUUUCAUGUGUAAUGCUGCAGCCUGUUUGUUUCGUACGUAAUAAACGUUCGAGCGUAAACACUAA